UUUUAUUAUUGUUUCUUUGGUUUUACUUUGGGCGUGCCUUCAUACUGUUAGUUAUUGUUUUGCAUUGUUCUUUCUUUUGAAAAAUGUUCUUAGAGUCUUAAAAAUUAACGCAAACAUGUAUAAAAUAUUAUCAAUUGUCGCUUUGUUGUUUACUAUUGGCAAAAUACAAGCUCAAUAUGAUUUUACUGAACAAAGGGUGGACCAUGUCAUUUGGUGUACAAAGAGUGUGGAAGAACAAUACAAGUGCCAAAAUUUAACCUUAGCAAUUGAAAGAGAUCGUGCCCUUUUUGACGACGCUUUACUUAAUCUGACAUGUUUUAAAGCAUAUAGUGCGGAUGAGUGUAUUCAUCACAUUGAUCGUGAAAAUGCCCACAUAACAUCAUUGGAUGCUGGAGAUGUUUUUACCGCAGGACGUUACAAUUCAUUGAUACCACUUAUGCAAGAAAAAUUUGAAGGUGGUUUUACGAACUAUCAUUCGGUGGCUGUUGUUAAGUCUGGAACAUUGCAGGACGUAACAAGUUUAAGAGAUUUGCGUCAAAAAAAGGCUUGUUUCCCUUGGGUAGGGAGUUUGGCAGGAUGGAUAGUUCCUAUAUACACGCUGCAACGAGAGGGCGGAAUGGAAGUCGUUGAUUGUAAUAAUCAGGUGAAAACCGCUGCCAAUUACUUCAACAACUCUUGCGCUGUAUACUCGCUAAUUGAUAAAUAUAACCCUAUUGGUGAUAAUUCUGAUAAGUUGUGUACAUUGUGUACCGGAAAAAUUCCGGUAGGUAGAUGUUCUGCGGCUGAUCCCUAUUUUGGUUAUGAUGGAGCAUUCCGUUGUCUUCUAGAAGCUGGCGAUGUUGCUUUCUUGCGCGAUUCCACUGUUUUUGAAAUGCUUGAAACACCUGAGUUUAAAAACAUUUCACCAGAGCGUUUUGAGCUAUUGUGCCGUGAUGGUAGGCGCGUUCCUAUUUCAGAAUUUCGACAGUGCAACUGGGGACUUAUACCAUCCGAUGCGAUUGUAACAUCAUCAGCAAGAACAUUUUUGGAAAGAAAAAAAUAUCAAAAGUUCUUGAAAAAAAUAAUUGAGCUUUAUUCAGAUGGCCUAAAAGAAGAUCCCCAGCUACAGACAGCAUUGAAUGGAAACAGAGGAUUUAAUUACAACAACAAUUACAAUAAUGAUCGUAACAACGCGUAUGACAACUUUAAUUAUAAUUCGCAGAACUACGACCAAUAUAAUCGCAAUCGUUUUUCUAAUGCUCGGAACGAUCGACUGGACAGCGGUUUUACAACCGACCGAACUACAGAUAAUCUUAAUACUUCUGUGCAAUAUGAGAAGUUCAACAUUUUCGAAUCGAAACGUUAUGGAAGAACAAACUUAUUAUUCCAAGAUGUUGCAAAAUCUUUAGCUGUAAUAAACGAAGACGAUCAAUCCUUCAGCAAGUAUUUACAGAGCUCCAUUGAUUAUAUUUAUGGAUUGCGUGAAUGUCCUGUACCUGCAAUGACUUUAUGUGUAACUUCUGAUCCCGAACUUGAGAAAUGCAUAAAAAUGAGGAUCGCCCUCAAAGCCCAAAUUCUGAAGCCGGAGUUAAUCUGUAAAAAAAUGCAUUCCCACAUUAACUGUAUGCAGUGGAUACAAUCUGGUAAAGCUGAUAUUGCUGUCUUUGAUGCCGGAGAUGUAUAUACUGCAGGUUUAACAUAUGAUUUGAUUCCGUUUAUGUCGGAGGUUUAUAACCUCGGCGAACCCGAGUACUAUGUAGUAGCCGUUGCCAAGGAAGAAGAUCGCGACACAGAGUUGACCUAUCUAAAGGGAAAAUAUACUUGCCACACUGGUAUAAAUACGGCUGCUGGUUGGACAUAUCCAUUGGCACAUAUGAUUUCGAAUGGUUGGAUAAGACCAUAUGGUUGCGAUUCAAUAAGGGCUGCAGCUGAGUAUUUCACAAAGUCGUGCAUACCAGGAGCCAUAAGUAAUGAAUAUAAUACCGGCGUACCUUAUGACAGUAUGUGUGAUCUUUGCCACGGAACUAGUUAUCGAUAUUGCCGCCGUGAUGCAUCGGAAGACUAUUACGGUCAUACUGGCGCAUUUCGAUGUCUGGUAGAAGGCGGUGGACAUGUAGCUUUUAUGAAGCAUACAACUGUCAUGGAGAAUACAGGAGGAAAGCGUAAAGAAUGGUGGGCUCGUAAUGCUUUAAACGAUGACUUUGAACUAUUGUGCACCGAUGGCAAAAGGGCUGAAUUGCAGGACUAUAAAAAGUGCAAUUUAGGCAAGGUAAAAGCGAAUGCGAUUGUAACUCGGGGUGGAGUUAAUUAUAACGAAACUGAGAUUAAUGCCUACAUAAAUCUCCUAACUUAUGCCCAGCAAUUAUAUGGUCGUAAGAAUGUCGAUGCUUUUAGUUUCAGCAUGUUUUCAUCGCCAAUAAACUACUACGAUCUUAUCUUCCAAGAUGCGACGCGACAAUUGAAAGUUAUUCCUCCAAAUCAGAGACGUUAUGAUAUUUAUUUGGGAAGUGAUUUUAUGCGGGCCAGGCGUAUUACCGAUUGUCAUGCUGGUUCCAUGAAAAUAUCAACCUCAUUCCCUAUGAUACUGUUUUUAACGGCAUCAUUAAUUUAUUUAGUAAGAAUCUCUUUUUAAACACAUUCAUAUCAACUUAGAGUGAAACCAAACAUUCCAAACAAAUUAACAUUAAGUCGAACGAUAUUUACAAAGCUCGAAUUGUUUUUAGGUACAAACUCAUUGACUUUAUAUAGCACAACAUAUUUUAAAACUACAAUUACGUAAAAACAUAGAUAUACAUAAAAUUACAAAAUGUAUUUUAUAUACAAGUGCCUUUAAGAAAAACUUUUAUAAAAGCAAGCAAUUCCGUCCAUUUUUGUGUUUGUUUAACAUUUUCAAAUAAAUAUAGAAAUUUAUACAAUUUA
Musca domestica (house fly) is the source of this 2898-nucleotide messenger RNA. RefSeq names its product transferrin 2 (gene Tsf2). Gene Ontology annotation, biological process: iron ion transport. The transcript is spliced from 7 exons. The coding region runs from base 116 to 2611 and encodes 831 amino acids. The record is from RefSeq and is a predicted model, not a curated record. Gene Ontology annotation, cellular component: recycling endosome; plasma membrane; early endosome. Lineage: Eukaryota; Metazoa; Arthropoda; Insecta; Diptera; Muscidae.